Molecule: messenger RNA, 3473 nt
Organism: Coffea eugenioides
Lineage: Eukaryota; Viridiplantae; Streptophyta; Magnoliopsida; Gentianales; Rubiaceae
Exons: 8
Coding region: 158-3073 (971 amino acids)
Cellular component (GO): nucleus
Molecular function (GO): zinc ion binding
Source: RefSeq, a predicted model, not a curated record
AAUCAGUGCCUCUAGUUACCAUAUUGGGCACUGAAAACUGAACCCCUCCACUUGGGGGGAAAAAAAAUCCCAUUUACCCGAAUAGCUGAAAUCCCCAAAAUCGACGAAGAAUACUCGUACCGACACCUGCUGAAAGAGAAAGAAAGAGUGAAAGAUCAUGAAAGACGAAGUUGUGAGCUCAUCUCGGGACCCUAUUAUACCCCGUAAAUCUUCUUCUCCUCCCCCUACUCCUACACCUGCUGCCAGUUCUGCAGGGGCAUCUUCUCCUGCACUUCCAACCAAUGCUGGGAGCACAGAUUGGUUGGGUCAAGGACAAGGAUCUAAAGGGGGUUCUCUGUCCCGCAUUGGGUCACAGCCCAUGUGGACUUCACUGAGCACCAGUGCUGGUGGUUCUGCACUAGGAACAUCACAACCUUCAUGUAGGCCCUGGGAAAGGGGUGAUUUACUUAGGCGUCUCUCUACAUUUAAACCUGAAAAUUGGUUCGGAAAGCCCAAGGCUGCAAGUUCACUAGCUUGUGCCAGAAGAGGCUGGGUAAACACAAAUCCUGAUACAAUUGAAUGCGAGUCUUGUGGUGCUAAUCUGAACUUUAUUUCCCUAGCAACCUGGACUCCUUCUGAAGCUGACUGUGCUGGGGAAGAUUUUUCAAAGAAACUUGAUGAAGGGCACAAAGUCACUUGUCCAUGGAGGGGAAACUGCUGCGCAGAAAGUUUGGUGCAGUUCCCUCCUACUCCUCCUUCAGCUCUGAUUGGUGGGUUUAAGGAUCGAUGUGAUGGACUGCUCCAGUUCCCCUCCCUUCCUGUUGUGGCUGCAUCUGCAGUUGAGCAGAUAAGGGUAUCUCGGGGCUCAGAAUUUGACCGCCUUUUAGCUCAGCCGCUGAUAUUUGUUGGUGGUGAAUCUGGCUUUAGGUCUGACUUUACAUCUGGAAAUGAGAAUGCUAGAGAUGAUGUCUUCUUUCCAUACUCUCGCGCCCAAAAGUUGAUAAGUCUGUGUGGAUGGGAGCCAAGAUGGCUUCCAAAUGUUCAAGACUGUGAAGAACAUUCUGCUCAGUCUGCUAGGAAUGGGCACUCUGUUGGUCCAGCAAAAUGUUAUGGUCCUCCGCGAGAUACUAGCCGUGGCAAGAAGGCAAUGUCUACUUCGACAAGAAAAAAGUUUGUUAAAAAUGAUGUUCUUGGCCCUAAUUCCAAAGGUGAAUCUAGAUCACCUUUGUUGGAUUGUAGCUUAUGUGGAGCCACAGUGAGAAUUUGGGAAUUCCUCACUGUUGGACGUCCAUCUGGCUUUGCUCCCAAUAGCACUGAUGUUCCUGAAACCAGCAAGAAGAUGCAAUUGACACGUGGAGUAAGUGCGGCAAGUGGAAUCAGCGGAUGGGUUGGAACUGAUGUUUUGGAAAAGGAGCAGACAGAGGACCGUGAUGAAGCUGCCACAACAGAUGAAGGGAAAUCGUUGUCGAACAUGGGGGUGGAUCUCAACCUUUCAAUGGCUGGUGGUUUACCGUCUUCACAGUUAGGCAUGAAUGUGACAUCUGAAAAUUACCAAGAUGUGCAUAGAGGAAGAGAUAUCAUAAUUGGGCAACCUUCUAGUAGCGAGGUUGGUGAUCGUGCAGCUUCAUAUGAAUCUCGAGGUCCUAGUUCUCGCAAGCGGAACUUAGAUGAAGGUGGAAGCACAGUUGACAGGCCACAGCUAGUGAUGCAACAGGCGGAUAGUGUUGAAGGAACUGUUAUUGAUCGUGAUGGUGAUGAAGUUGAUGAUGGUAAAGAGUACUCAGCUGGUCCUUCAAAACGUGCCCGUGGUUUAGAUAUUUUUGACACUCAUCAUUCAUCAUAUCAAAUGGACUCAUCUGGUGCUGGUCCUAGCCAGCAAUUUGGAUUUGAGAUAGGAUCAGAUGCUCCAAGAGAUGAUCUUUUCAACCAAGGGCAUGAGCUAAUGCUUGGCAUUCAAUCUACUAGAGAUUCGACACAUGUUUCCUCAGUUAUUGCAAUGGAUACAGUCUGCCGCAGUCCCGAUAAUGAUUCGAUGGAAAGUGUUGAAAACUAUCCUGUAGAUGUGGAUGAUGUCAAUUUCCCUUCUACAUCAUAUUUAAGAUUCACUGAUCUGAAUGAAACAUCAGAACUGAACUACAGCAACCAAGCACAACAGAGUACCUGUCCGGGUGGAAUGAGAAAUGUUGGUGAAAUGGGAGUGAGUAGCACUAAUGAUGAAGAAGUGGUGAAUGCAGAUACUGCCACUGCUCAUGGAAGAGAUGGCCCCAGUUUUGGGAUUAGUGGAGGGAGUGUAGGGAUGGGUGCCAGUCAUGAAGCUGAAAUUCAUGGAACAGAUGCUUCUGUGCACCGAGCAGAUAGUGUUGUGGGUGAUGUGGAACCAAUAGCUGAAAUCACUGAAAAUCAGGGUAUGACUGGUGAAUUUGCACCAGAUCCAGGGCUUAUGGGUGAUUUUGUCCCUGAAGAAAUGGACCGAGAAGAUGCUCAUGGUGAUAGUCAAGAUCUGAUGUCUGGCUCGGUAGGAAGAGCAGAUAGUGGCUCAAAAAUUAUUGGUUCAGCCAAGGCAGAGUCCUUUGAAAGUGGUGAGAAGACAAGUAACGUGCACUUAAACCCCCAGGAGAACAGGAUUCAUCCUUCUCUUUCUUGCAAUGCCAUUUUAUGUUCUGGUUUUGAUGCAUCAAAAGAAGAAGUUACUCAGGCUGGGAAAACAGCGCCUUCUGAAGAAUGUGGAUUUUUUGAAUCAGGAUAUUUGGUUGUGAAUGGGACAGGCCCUCCCAAUGGAGAAAGCAACUAUGAAGAGACGAUUGAGUUUGAUCCAAUUAAGCAUCACAAUCACUUCUGUCCAUGGGUUAAUGGAAAUGUUGCUGCAGCAGGCUGCAGUAGUAGUAGUGGUUCUGGCUCCAGUGCUGGUGCUCUGGCUGUCUGUGGUUGGCAGCUGACUUUAGAUGCUCUCGAUGCUUUUCAGUCACUUGGAAAUGUUCCCAUUCAAACUGUGGAAUCUGAAUCAGCGGCUUCCCUGUACAAGGAUGAUCAUCUUGCACCUGGUCGAAAACUCUUGGCACAUCACUCAUUUAGCAAAAGUCAUGGACAAAGCUGAAUUAGAUCUUGAAGUCUAAUACAAACCGAACUACUGUGACGUUUGGCUUCGCUUCACUCUUGCAGUGCCUUGUGCUGUUAUGUUGGUGGAGAUCCAAGUCCACAACAGAUGGAAAAGAGUUUAGUUAAAGUCUUCAGCAAUGUCGAUAACACUUAUUCACAGUUGAAUGAGCCGGUUCAGUCAUCAGUGUAGCUAAUAGAUUGUUGGGCUACUCAACAGCAUUUCUUCGUUCCAAGUAAUUUUGCUACUGCUUAAGUGGUUGGUAUUAGUGAUAUUUGAAGACGACGUGAAUUUUUUUUUUUUUCAUAUGUCUGUCGGAACUUUUCGGAUAUAACUCAAUUAUGUUGUGCAAUCAACUUGAAAUGAACUUACCAUUUCAUGUUAUUAAUUUUUUCUGCGA